Hippocampus comes (tiger tail seahorse) is the source of this 1986-nucleotide messenger RNA. RefSeq names its product SH2 domain containing 7 (gene sh2d7). Gene Ontology annotation, cellular component: cytoplasm. Lineage: Eukaryota; Metazoa; Chordata; Actinopteri; Syngnathiformes; Syngnathidae. The coding region runs from base 284 to 1627 and encodes 447 amino acids. The record is from RefSeq and is a predicted model, not a curated record. The transcript is spliced from 6 exons.
AUGGGAGAAUCCCCUUUUUCUGUUUUCCCCCCUCACUUUUUAAAGUACUGUGCUUGCUGCACACCACGCAUGCAGCAGGCACACGGAACAUACUGUAGAUAACCAGGCAAAGGCAAGCCGAGUGAUGAAGCGAUGAUAAAGUCAAACAAUACCGUUGUUAACACGAGGGAGCUGUUUUAUAGUCAAAUGAACGCCUGUCCUUCCUUUUGAGAGAUGAUCCAAGCAGGGACUAUUCAUUCAGGACUAGUGCUCUGUGUGUUGGUUUCAUGACAAACGUGUCGGGAUGGAGACGAAGUUAUCUGUUGAUCUGCAUCUGGAUUCCUCUGAAGGAGGUCUGAAGGAGCUCGUGCUUCGGUGGUUCAUUGGGACACAGGCACAGAUCAUUCUGCAAAAUGGAAACUUUCCCAGCUGGUUUCAAGGCUUCACUGGAAGAAAGCAUGCAGAGGAUCUCCUGGCAGAUAAAGCUGCGGGCUCUUUUCUCAUCCGCCUCAGUGAUAAAACCAUCGGCUACAUCCUUUCCUACAAGGGCCUUGACAGGUGCCGCCAUUUUGUUAUAACUCAAAAUCAAGAGGGACUUUUUUUCAUAUCAGGUGACUGUCACACCUACUCCUGCAUCAGUGAUCUUAUAGAUCAUUAUAAAGUAAGCCCUAUCCAGCCAUUUGGAGAGUAUCUGACAACCAGCUGUUUUGAGGCAAACACAGGUGAAGUGUAUGAUGUGGUGAAUUACAAUAGCAAAGGGGAAUCAGGAGUAAGUGUCCAUGCUCUGCAGGGCCGUUGGGACCCGAAUAACAAGAGCAUUGCUGGAAACAAUCAAAGGAUCCAGGAACAAACUGAUGGUGGACGCACCACCGUUCAGCCACCUGCACUGCCACCGAAAUUCAGAAACAAAAAACUGACUGCAACCCAAUCUGUUGACUCCAUGUCCCUUUCUCAGGCUCCUGCUGUUCCAAAAAGGGGUGUUCCACCGGCAUUCUCCCUUAGUGGAUCUUUUUCUGAUACGUCACAACCAAGCAAUACCCAGAAGGUCACAAACAGGGCAAAAAGAGAAAACACAACCUUAAUAACCAGCCGGUCUUCACAUUUAUACACUGACGCAAGCUAUCCUGGGGACCAGGUGGCUCACUCUCAGCAUACGUCUGUGGGUGGCAGAAGCAAGUCUGUCCCAGUGAUAAACAAAAACAAACCAGAUCAACAAGAGGAGACCUACUCAAACCAGUUGAACAGUCCAUCACUCACAGUCUCAGCAUCUCAAAUCCAUGUUCCUGCCAAGACGGUCACAUGCCACACAUAUUCGCUUCAUGACCCCACAGAGUCUUUGACACUGAGCAACCUUUGGUCAGAGGAGCAGAGUUAUGACCUGGAAUUGUUUAGGUCCAACCCGACCUCUGAAAGGCCUAAAAGGAGUUCAGUCUCUCCGAGAGCCACCAUGUAUGCUGAGAUUGAGCAGAAGCCAGCAGUCAUCACUUUCCCUGACAGCACCUACGAACAGGUCCCCGGCAAGUCCAUGGAAAACCAGGCAAACACUUACGAGUCUCUUGAUGAUAUCAAGACCAAGAUGCCCAAAUCUACAUGGGGAAAAAAUGAUAUGAAAUGGAAGAAAUUUCUCCCUGAUUAUAUGAAGAAAUAAAUGUGGAAUGAAUAACCUCUGGAGUGAAAAUACAGAUUUUGACAAAACCAUAUAUGAUAACAAGAACAUUUUAAUGACAGAACACUGUGUUGAUCUUACAACAACUUGUUUCUUGUUCCUACCAAAUCAAGCAUUGUAUAUCAAUUUCAGUCAACAAAUUUGAACUUCUAUUGGUCCAUUCAUUGUCUCUCAAACAUUGUAUUAGGUCAGCACGUGAAGCAGACAUUUUAUAUGACCAGCCAGCUGUCCAUUUAAAUUAGCGCUGGUCCUCCUUAGGGUCACGGAUGAACUGGAUUCUAUUCCCAGCUCACUUUGGGUGAGAGGUACAUCUUGUUGCACCAGCCAAAUCGCAGGACACU